GCGCGCUUCCCGGAACAGCCCGCGCUGAGGGAAGAGAGGAAGAAAAUAAAACCCGCGGCCGGAGCCAAAGCUGGAGCUGCCGCCGCCGCCGUCUGGAGCUCCCCCGCGCGGACAAUGCCCGCGAUGCCCGCACGGGGCUCAGGGCGGUGAGGCCCGGGGCGCGGGGUAGCUAUGGCGACAGGGAGCGCGGCCCGCGGCGCCGCCUGACAGGUGUGGGGCCCCGGCGGCGGCGGCAGUGCGGAGCAGCAUGUACGCCAAGGGGGGUAAGGGCUCGGCCGUGCCCUCCGACAGCCAGGCACGAGAGAAGUUGGCGUUGUACGUGUAUGAGUACCUGCUACACGUCGGUGCCCAGAAGUCAGCCCAGACCUUUCUGUCUGAGAUCCGCUGGGAGAAGAACAUUACGCUGGGGGAGCCCCCGGGCUUCCUGCAUUCCUGGUGGUGCGUGUUCUGGGACUUGUACUGUGCAGCGCCCGACCGCAGAGAGGCGUGUGAGCACUCGAGCGAAGCCAAGGCUUUCCAGGACUACAGCGCUGCUGCGGCCCCCAGCCCGGUGAUGGGGAGCAUGGCCCCCAAUGAUGCAAUGGCAUCAGGCCCCAUGGCACCCGGCUUCUUCCAGGGCCCCCCCGGCUCCCAGCCUUCCCCCCACAACCCCAACGCCCCCAUGAUGGGGCCUCAUGUUCAGCCCUUCAUGUCACCGCGGUUCCCAGGGGGCCCCCGGCCCACCCUGCGGAUGCCGAGUCAGCCUCCCGUGGGCCUCCCCGGCUCCCAGCCCCUCCUCCCUGGCACCAUGGAGCCCUCCCCGCGAGCUCAGGGGCAUUCGAGCAUGGGCCCCAUGCAAAGGGUGACGCCUCCCCGGGGCAUGGCCGGCGUUGGGCCCCAGAGCUACGGAGGUGGCAUGCGGCCCCCACCCAACUCUCUUGCUGGCCCCGGCUUACCCACCAUGAACAUGGGCCCCGGAGUGCGCGGCCCGUGGGCCAGCCCCAGUGGCAACUCGAUCCCCUACUCCUCCUCCUCGCCCGGCAGCUACUCGGGACCCCCAGGAGGAGGUGGGCCCCCUGGAACCCCCAUCAUGCCUAGCCCUGGAGACUCCACCAACUCUAGCGAGAACAUGUACACCAUCAUGAACCCCAUCGGGCCGGGCGCCGGCAGGUCUAAUUUCCCGCUUGGCCCUGGUCCGGAGGGCCCCAUGGCCGCUAUGAGCGCGAUGGAGCCUCACCACGUGAACGGAUCCCUGGGCUCGGGCGAUCUGGACGGGUUGCCGAAGAGCUCCCCCGGCACCGUGGCCGGCCUGAGCAACACCCCGGGCACCCCGCGGGACGACGGCGAGAUGGCGGCCGCCGGGACCUUUCUGCACCCGUUCCCGAGCGAAAGCUACUCCCCCGGGAUGACCAUGAGCGUGUGAUGGGGCCGCAGACCCUUGCCCACUGCCGGCCUCGGCUUCUGCCCAGCGCCCCUGCCCGGGGCCAAGGUCCAGGGGCUCGGGUGGUCCGCAGGGUGAGGGUCUGAGGUCACACUGCGGGCAGCUGGACUCCCAGUCAAGGCUUGGAUGGCUGGGAGGCCCCGCACCAAGGACUUAUUCAUUUUAUAUAUAUAUAUGUAUAUAUAUAUAAAAACAAAACACACAAGGACCUCAGAGACGUUCUUUCCUGUUUGGGCCCUUCCCGUCAUUUCUAUUUUGUCCUGGGGGGGCGCUCCUUGAGGGACCUUCCUUUCCCCUGGACAGCAGGGGUGGGCCCCAUCAAUAAAUGUAACUUGAUUUUGGUUUUUGGUA
Messenger RNA from Odocoileus virginianus texanus, 1771 nucleotides. RefSeq names its product single stranded DNA binding protein 4 (gene SSBP4). Gene Ontology annotation, cellular component: nucleus. NCBI's taxonomy places the organism in Eukaryota, Metazoa, Chordata, Mammalia, Artiodactyla, Cervidae. Gene Ontology annotation, molecular function: protein binding; single-stranded DNA binding. The record is from RefSeq and is a predicted model, not a curated record. Gene Ontology annotation, biological process: positive regulation of transcription by RNA polymerase II.